Molecule: messenger RNA, 7709 nt
Organism: Oreochromis aureus
Lineage: Eukaryota; Metazoa; Chordata; Actinopteri; Cichliformes; Cichlidae
Product: dedicator of cytokinesis protein 9
Exons: 53
Coding region: 310-6570 (2086 amino acids)
Biological process (GO): small GTPase-mediated signal transduction; positive regulation of GTPase activity
Molecular function (GO): guanyl-nucleotide exchange factor activity
Source: RefSeq, a predicted model, not a curated record
AGAUUAUACGUCUCUUGCCUGGCGCUGGACGGCCAAUGAAACGCUACUCAAGAGGACACUUUAUUGUGUCAACAAUACCCGAUAGGAGAAGGCAGAGUUCCGGAGCGAUGCGGCAUGUGUUGAUUUUCAACAACGAAAACUGAAUCGAGGAAUGGGAGCGUCGUACCAGCGGCCACACCACAACAUGACCCAACUUCAAACUCGUGGUGCGCACUAGCGGCGAUCGAAGGCGCGGAUAAGCUGAUGAUGAGUUUCCUGUAAAUUGUGUUGAUAAAACGCGUGGAUUGGACGGUAAUUGAUCGCGUAGUGAUGGCCACUCCGGUGCAUCCGGAGACCAGGAAAUUUACGCGCGGUCUGGGUAAACCUGGCACCGCGGCUGAACUCAGGCAAAGUGUGUCGGAGGUGGUGAGGACGUCGGUGCUGGUCGUAAAACCAAAGGUGAUCGAGCCGCUCGAUUAUGAAAAUGUGCUGGUGCAGAGGAAGACGCAGAUCCUUAGCGAUGUCCUCAGAGACAUGCUGCAGUUCCCCCUUGAGGACUUUGAGAUUUCAACAUUGAGGAGACAAGGAAGAACCCUGUACCCCACAGUGCCUGAAAAUGCAGAGAGGGAGGCCCAGAGUCUGUUCGUCCAAGAGUGCAUUAAGACCUACAAGUCAGACUGGCAUGUGGUCAACUACAAGUAUGAGGACUAUUCCGGGGAUUUCCGACAGCUUCCAAAUAAAGUGUCCAGGCCUGAUAAACUGGCUGUCCAUGUAUUUGAAGUGGAUGAAGAUGUCGACAAAGAUGAGGACACAGCCUCCUUAGGCUCCCAGAAAGGUGGAAUCACUAAACAGGGCUGGCUGUAUAAAGGAAACAUGAACAGUGCUAUCAGUGUCACCAUGAGGUCGUUCAAGAGGAGAUAUUUCCACCUGACUCAACUUGGAGAUGGUUCUUAUAACUUAAACUUCUACAAGGAUGAGAAGAUCUCCAAAGAGCCCAAAGGAACUAUUUUCUUGGACUCCUGUAUGGGUGUGAUUCAGAACAACAAGGUUCGAAGGUUUGCUUUCGAGCUUAAGAUGCAGGACAAGAGCACCUACCUGCUGGCUGCAGACAGCGAGGCGGAGAUGGAGGAAUGGAUCAACACGCUCAAUAAGAUCUUGCACAGUAGCUUUGAAAUCGCCAUGCAGGAGAAGAGAAAUGGAGACAUUCACGAUGAUGAUGAUCUUGGAAAGUCAGACAGCUCCUCUGGCAGUAUGGACAGCUUUCAGAGCACAAGAGAUAUAGAGUCUAGGAUGAAGAAUGAAACCAGACUGAAGCUGUUCACGCUGGAUCCGGACACACAGAAACUCGAUUUCUCAGGAAUAGAGCCAGACGUGAAGCAGUUUGAGGAGAAGUUUGGCAAGCGUGUGCUGGUGAACUGCAACGACCUCUCGUUUAAUUUGCAAAGCUGUGUGGCCGAGAACGAGGAAGGGCCAACAACAAACGUGGAGCCAUUCUACAUCACCCUGUCGCUGUUUGACAUCCAGAAUGGCAGAAAAAUCUCCUCUGAUUUCCACGUUGACCUAAACCACCCCUCUGUCAGGGGCAUGAUGCCCAAUAACAGCAGUCAGUAUAUGAACGGGGGAGGCGAUGGCCGACCCGACGGCCAGCGGCUGAUCCACGGGAUGCCAGAAGCAGCCAUGCAGUAUCCCAGACAGGGAGUGUUUUCCGUAACAUGCCCACACCCAGAUAUCUUCCUGGUGGCCCGCAUAGAGAAGGUGCUUCAGGGGGGUAUCAACCACUGUGCCGAGCCAUACAUGAAGAGUUCAGACUCCACCAAGGUGGCACAGAAGGUCCUGAAAAACGCCAAGCUGGCAUGCAGCCGGUUAGGCCAGUACAGGAUGCCUUUUGCCUGGGGAGCAAGACCUUUGUUCAAAGAUGCUUCAGGGACUCUUGACAAAACUGCUCGCUUCUCAGCUCUGUACAGACAAGACAGCAACAAACUGUCCAACGACGAUAUGCUCAAGCUGCUGGCUGAUUUCAGGAAGCCGGAGAAGAUGGCCAAGCUGCCUGUAAUCCUAGGAAACCUCGAUGUUACCAUUGACAACGGAGCCCCAGACUUGUCAAAUUGUGUUACCUCAUCCUACAUCCCUGUGAAGCAGUUUGAUGUCAGCGAGAAGAGCAACAUCUUCUUUGAAGUGGAGGAGUUUGUGCCGUGCAUUGCCAAAUGUUCUCAGCCUUUCACCAUCUACAACAAUCACCUCUAUGUCUACCCGAAGCACUUGAAAUACGACAGCCAAAAGUCAUUUGCGAAGGCUAGAAACAUAGCUGUCUGCAUCGAGUUCAGGGACUCGGAUGAGGAAGAGGCUGUUGCACUUAAGUGCAUCUACGGCCGGCCUGGAGGACCCUUGUUUACCAAAAAUGCCUUUGCCUCAGUGUUACAUCACCAGCAAAAUCCUGAAUUCUACGAUGAAUUUAAGAUUGAGUUGCCAACCCAGCUCCAUGAGAAGCAUCAUCUUCUCUUCACCUUCUAUCACGUCAGCUGCGAUAGCAACAGCAAGGCCAGCACCAAAAAGAGAGAGCAGGUUGAGAUGCAAGUUGGUUACGCCUGGCUCCCGUUGCUGAAGGACGGUCGGGUGAUCAUGAAUGAGAGUCAGAUCCCGGUUGCCGCCAACUUACCUGCCGGAUACCUCAGCUGUCAGGAGGGUGCCAGCAAGCAUUUGGGUCCUGAAGUGAAAUGGGUGGAUGGAGGAAAACCGUUAUUCAAAGUUUCCACCCACCUUGUGUCUACUGUCUACACUCAGGAUCAGCAUUUGCACAAUUUUUUCCAUUACUGUCAAAGCAUUGCAUCAGGCGCCCAGGCGUCAGGAGGAGAGCUGGUCAAAUACCUGAAGAGUCUGCACGCCAUGGAGAGUCACGUGAUGAUCAAGUUCCUGCCCACCAUCCUCAAUCAGCUGUUCAGGGUGCUAACCAGUGCCACCCAGGAAGACGUGGCAGUCAACGUCACCAGAGUCAUGAUUCACGUUGUGGCGCAGUGCCACGAGGAAGGUUUGGAGCACUACCUUAGAUCUUACGUGAAGUAUGUCUUCAAGACUGAGCCAUACACGUCCUCCACCACCCGAACGGUGCACGAGGAGUUGGCUAAAGCCAUGACUGCAAUCCUGAAGCCUUCCACUGACUUCCUCACAAGUAACAAGCUGCUCAAGUACUCCUGGUAUUUCUUCGAAGCCUUAGUCAAAUCCAUGGCUCAGUACUUGAUUGAGAGCUGUAAAGUAAAGCUGUCCAGGAACCAGCGCUUCUCUGCAUCGUUCCAUCACACUGUUGAGACCUUGGUCAACAUGAUCAUGCCACACAUCACUCAGAAAUACAAGGACAACCUAGAUGCUGCCCGGAAUGCCAACCACAGCUUGGCAGUCUUCAUCAAGCGUUGUUUCAACCUGAUGGACAGAGGCUUUGUGUUCAAGCAGAUCAACCACUAUAUCAACUGUUUUGUGCCUGGAGACCCAAAGACUCUGUUUGAGUUCAAGUUUGAGUUCCUGCGAGUCGUGUGCAACCACGAGCACUUCGUCCCCUUAAACCUGCCCAUGCCGUUUGGAAAGGGACGCAUUUUGAGAUUUCAAGACCUCCAGCUGGAUUACUCGCUGACGGAUGACUUCUGUAAGAACCACUUCCUGGUCGGACUGCUGCUCAGGGAAGCCAGCGCAGCUCUGCAGGAGUUCAGGGAGAUUCGUCAGAUUGCCAUCCAAGUGCUGAAGAGCCUCAUGAUGAAGCAUGCGUUUGAUGAUCGCUACACCUCAAAAAGCCAGCAGGCCAGGUUAGUCACCCUGUACUUGCCCUUGUUUGGUCUGCUCCAAGAAAACGUCAACAGGCUAAAUGUGAAGGAAGUGUCGCCGUUCACCGUCAACCACUGCACCAGUAAUGGAAGAGAUGAUUCUCUCCAUACCAACACUUUGAUGACACCUCCAAGGUCGAGCACCUUUCUGGACACCGGCUUCCACAAAGAUGUUUUUGGAGCCAUCUCCGGCACCGCUUCACCUCAUGCGGCGUCCACCCCCAACAUUAACUCUGUGCGCCACGCAGACUCUCGUGGAUCACUCAUCAGCACUGAUUCUGGGAACAGCCUGCCUGAGAGGAACAAUGACAAGGGCAGUUCCCUUGACAAGAACCAGCCUGCCUCGACCCUGGGAAGCCCGCUGUUGCGCUGUGAUAAACUGGACCAGGCAGAAAUCAAGAGCCUCCUCAUGUGUUUCUUACAUGUGCUCAAAAGCAUGUCUGAGGAUGCUCUGUUUACAUACUGGAACAAGGCAUCAUCUUCUGACCUGAUGGACUUCUUCACUUUAGUCGAAGUGUGCCUCCAUCAGUUCAGAUACAUGGGAAAGAGAUACAUUGCAAGGAACCAGGAUGGGGCAGGACCUGUUGCACAUGAGCGGAAGUCUCAGACUCUUCCUGUGUCCCGUAACAGGGCGGGAAUGAUGCAUGCCCGCUUACAGCAGCUCAGCAGCCUGGAUAACUCAUACACAUUUAACCACACCUACAGUCACUCGGAUGCUGACGUGUUAAAUCAGUCACUGCUGGAGGCCAACAUUGCCACUGAAGUCUGCUUGACCGUCCUGGACACACUCAGCAUCUUCAUCAUGAGUUUUAAGACACAGUUGUGUGCUGACCACGGCCACAGUCCACUGAUGAAGAAGGUGUUUGAUGUCCACCUCUGCUUCCUGCGGAUCAAUCAGUCAGAAACAGCCCUCAAGCAGGUCUUCACUUCACUGCGCACCUUUAUUUACAAGUUCCCGUGCACGUUUUUUGAAGGGCGUGCAGACAUGUGUGCUGCUUUCUGCUAUGAGAUAUUGAAAUGUUGCAACUCCAAGCUGAGCUCCAUUCGCAGCGACGCAGCCCAUCUGCUCUAUUUUCUCAUGAAGAGCAACUUUGACUACACUGGUCGCAAGUCCUUCGUCCGGACACAUUUACAGGUUGUGAUUGCUGUCAGUCAGCUGAUAGCAGAUGUCAUUGGUAUAGGAAGUACUCGCUUCCAGCAGUCUCUGUCAAUAAUCAACAACUGUGCUAACAGUGAUAAAACUAUCAAGAACACAGCUUUCCCGUCGGAUGUGAAAGACCUGACUAAACGCAUCAGAACAGUGUUGAUGGCCACAGCACAGAUGAAGGAGCAUGAGAGAGAUCCAGAGAUGCUGGUGGACCUGCAGUACAGUCUCGCAAAGUCUUAUGCCAGCACACCUGAGCUGCGCAAGACCUGGCUUGACAGCAUGGCCCGAAUCCAUGUUAAGAAUGGAGACCUGUCAGAGGCAGCCAUGUGCUAUGUUCACGUUGCAGCACUUGUAGCAGAAUACCUGCGGAGAAAAGGCAUGUUCAAGCAGGGCUGCUCGGCGUUUCGCGUUGUGACUCCAAACAUCGACGAAGAAGCCGCAAUGAUGGAGGACGUCGGAAUGCAAGACGUCCACUUUAAUGAAGACGUCUUAAUGGAGCUUCUGGAGGAGUGCGCAGAUGGGCUGUGGAAAGCGGAGCGUUACGAGCUCAUCUCUGACAUCUACAAGCUCAUUAUCCCCAUUUAUGAGAAGCGGAGGGACUUUGAGAAACUGGCUCACCUGUAUGACACGCUGCAUCGAGCGUACAGCAAGGUGACGGAGGUCAUGCAUACUGGGAAGAGGAUGCUGGGCACGUACUUCAGAGUGGCUUUCUUUGGCCAGGGCUUCUUUGAAGAUGAAGAUGGGAAGGAGUAUAUCUACAAAGAACCCAAAUUCACGCCUCUUUCAGAGAUUUCUCAGCGGCUCCUCAAGUUAUACUCUGAUAAGUUUGGUCAGGAGAAUGUGAAGAUGAUUCAGGACUCUGGGCGGAUCAACCCCAAGGACCUGGACUCAAAGUACGCGUACAUCCAAGUGACACACGUGACUCCAUACCUGGAGGAGAAGGAGCUGGUCGACAGGAAAACGGACUUUGAAAAGAGCCACAACAUCCGUCGAUUUGUGUUCGAGAUGCCUUUCACCAUUUCGGGCAAAAAGCAAGGCGGUGUGGAGGAGCAGUGCAAACGCAGGACUAUACUUACCACCACUCAUUGUUUUCCGUAUGUAAAGAAACGGAUCGCGGUGAUGUAUCAACACCAUACUGAUCUGAGCCCCAUCGAGGUUGCCAUCGACGAGAUGAGCAAGAAGGUGGCUGAGAUCAAACAGCUGUGCUCCUCCAGCGAGGUGGACAUGAUCCGUCUGCAGCUCAAACUGCAGGGCAGCAUCAGCGUCCAGGUAAAUGCAGGACCUCUCGCGUAUGCCAGAGCUUUUCUCGAUGAUACAUGUGCCAAGAAAUAUCCUGAUAACAAGGUGAAACAGUUGAAAGAGGUCUUCAGGCAUUUUGUGGAUGCGUGUGGCCACGGUUUGGGCAUUAAUGAACGACUGAUCAAAGAGGACCAGCAGGAGUACCACGACGAGAUGAAGGCCAACUACAGAGAACUAGCCAGAGAGCUGUCCAUCAUCAUGCACGAACAAAUCAUUCCAGUGGAGGAUGGCAUGAAAAGCGUUCUCCCAGACUCGCUUCACAUCUUUAAUGCCAUCAGUGGCACACCAACCAGUGCCACCAUCCAGGGCAUUCCCAGCUCAUCCUCUGUGGUUUGAUGUCAGCCUGGGUGAAACUCAGAGCUGCCUAAGCUUGCCAACGCAGGCUUGCCAGUGAUGCCAUAUUAUCACUCCAGAACUUAAUCCUGCUUCUCAGCCUAGAAAGAAACUGAUGGGAAAAACAGACAAGUCUCAUUUUUCUAUUUUCUGUCUGGCCACCGAAGACCAAUAUGAGCAAGGCACUGGACCUAUUUAACAUGGAUGAGGGGGCAUGGUGGCUGUGUGAUGGAGGUCGGGGGAGGACAAAGAUGAGACUCUGUGCAGCAGAGAUGACAGGACACGGACUUUGUUCCUCCUUUAUGAUGACGUGAUGCUUGAUAAGACAUAACCUGUCUUGUCCUUACCUGUUUCCACCUGAAAAGACUGAGCAGUGUUUUCUUUAAAAACAUUCCUGUUGGGAUUUUUUUUAAUAUGCAUGUCACUACAUUACACCUACACUCUCCCAACAGUCCACUUUUGUUUAUUUUGAUAAUGUUUCACAAUGUUUUUUUAUGGACAAUAUUUCACUUUUAUAAGCCACUGUAUUGAUGUCUUGAUUAAUGGUAUAUGCUGCAUACAUCAACGCUCCUCUCCCUGUACAUGAAGGUAUAUUUCUAGAAAAAUGCAAUUUUGGAAUAAGGGCCUGCUACGAUGUAACAUUAGCGUUCAACCUUAAAUCACUUUGAUGUCUUAGAAUGGGAGAGUUUUAAAGUAUUUAAAGCCAUUGCAUACAAAAAGGUAUAUUCCAAGUUGUGUAUUAAUGUGUAUAUAAAACAAGGAGUGUGUGCAAUAUUUGCAAAGUAUCUUGCUGUGUGCGGCUCAUACACUGUAAAGAUUACGUUCACCUUCUUGCCAAAGCGAUGAGGUGUGGGGAAAGGACGCCUACUGUGCAAGUAAUAUGAAAAUUUUAUCAUUUUAUGUUCCAGAAAUUGUCUUUUAUUUGGGCAGAAAUGUUUUUUGUUUUUUUUUUAACUUUAUUUAACACAAGUCACUGUUCUGCUGUAAACAAAGACAUUUCCUAAUGCUUUUAAAUAAAAUACACUCAUUUCUCUGCAUUUGCAUCCAUAGGUCCUUCUUUGUUUUACUUGGUUCAUUUUGUGGUAUUCUCGCACUUGGCUUACUUGUGAAAUAAGUGGAAAAUAAACCGUAUUAUUCUCAGG